CAGCAGCCAGUCUUCCUCCCUCCUCGGUCCCGAGGAGCUGCCAGAGCGAGAUGCGGGCGCUCAGCGGGGCGGCGGCCCCCCUCCUCGCGCUCCUGCUGCUGGCGGCGGCCGUCUCGGGCCAGGCGGGCGGCAAGUACUCGCGGGCGGCCAACGAGGAGGAGGCGGCGGCGGCGGCGGCGGCUUCUCCUCCUCCCUCGGCCCGGCCGGCCGCCGAGUUCCCCCUGGUGCGCCUGAACCAGGUCUGGGAGAAGGCGCAGCGGCAACUUCAUCUCUCUGCUGUUAAACUGGCAGAGCUCCACAGUGAUCUCAGAAUCCAAGAAAAGGACGAACUGAGCUGGAAAAAACUGAAGGCCGAAGGGCUGGACGAAGAUGGAGAAAAAGAAGCCAAACUCCGACGCAAUCUGAACGUCAUUAUGGCUAAAUAUGGAAUGGACGGAAAGAGAGACGCUCCGCUGGGCAGCACAAACUACAUCAAAGACGGUCUGGAAGAUGAUGUGCUUGAUGACCCCCGCCUGGAGAAGCUCUGGAACAAGGCCAAAACCUCAGGGAAGUUUUCGGAGGACGAGCUGGACAAGCUGUGGAGGGAGUUCAAACACCACAAGGAGAAGGUCCAUGACUACAAUCUCCUGCUAGAGACCGUGAGUCGGACAGAAGACUCCCAUAAAAAUGCGAUCAGCUCAGUGGAAGAAGGAAGCCUGCUCAAGGAGGAGCAGCUGCACCAGAAGCACUCGGAGCUGAAAGAGAAGCUGCACAGCAUCAAGCAGGGCUUUGAGCGCCUGCGCCGAGUCAGUCACCAGGGCUACGACCCCACCAGCGAAUUUGAGGAGCCCCGAGUGAUCGAUUUGUGGGACCUGGCGAAAUCAGCCAAUUUCACAGAGAGGGAGCUGGAGUCGCUGCGGGAAGAGCUGAAGCACUUUGAAGCCAAAGUGGAAAAGCACCAUCAUUACCAGAAGCAGCUGGAGAUCUCGCACCAGAAGUUGAAGCAUGUGGAGGGGACCGGCGACAAGGAGCACCUCCACAGGAACCAGGAGAAAUACGCCGUGCUGGAAGAGAAGACGAAAGAGCUGGGCUACAAGGUCAAGAAGCACCUGCAGGACCUCUCGGGCAGGAUCUCCAGAGGCCUUCCACACAAUGAACUCUGAAACGACGUGGCCAGCCGGGGGCAUCGGUGCGCUGCCCAAAAUGCCGCUCUGGGUAGGCCGUGAGAUGCCUGUGCCUCACUUCAGAAGCAGGCGGGGAGGAGCCCUCCUUUCCUUGGAGGAGCCUUUUCGCCCCUCUCCUGGUCACGUAUUGCUAGGUCUAGAAGUGCUGAUGCCGCCCAGCUCCCUGCCUCUUGUCCUGAUGCCUGCCUCAAAGUGACACUGGGUUCAGGACAAAGGGGUUGCGAGAAAGAGCCUCUUCCGGCACGCAAACAAAGGUUUCUCAUGGUGAUGGUCCCCACUUUCCACUGAGGCUUGCGAAGUGGCCACGGGCCCAGGGAGGACCAGCCAGGGCUGGCAGGAAGGGGUCUGGCUGGGGGGAGGAAGGCGGCAUGGGGCCAGGGACCACGCAGAGCGACUCUCCUGCUUGCCCGUUAGUGCUGCGUCUUUCUGUCGCGUGUUGUUUAAUAAAUAAAUAAAACACACUUGAAAGAGA
Molecule: messenger RNA, 1635 nt
Organism: Hemicordylus capensis (graceful crag lizard)
Lineage: Eukaryota; Metazoa; Chordata; Lepidosauria; Squamata; Cordylidae
Gene: LRPAP1
Product: LDL receptor related protein associated protein 1
Exons: 8
Coding region: 51-1142 (363 amino acids)
Biological process (GO): negative regulation of very-low-density lipoprotein particle clearance; negative regulation of receptor internalization
Cellular component (GO): cis-Golgi network; endosome; endomembrane system
Molecular function (GO): low-density lipoprotein particle receptor binding; receptor antagonist activity; very-low-density lipoprotein particle receptor binding
Source: RefSeq, a predicted model, not a curated record